Molecule: messenger RNA, 1972 nt
Organism: Musca domestica (house fly)
Lineage: Eukaryota; Metazoa; Arthropoda; Insecta; Diptera; Muscidae
Exons: 2
Coding region: 709-1788 (359 amino acids)
Biological process (GO): regulation of transcription by RNA polymerase II
Cellular component (GO): transcription regulator complex; nucleus
Molecular function (GO): DNA binding
Source: RefSeq, a predicted model, not a curated record
UUAGUCAGUGUGCACUCAACAGCCGUUGGGUUUGGUUGGGCUUUUUGCUCGUGCUAAAAUUCUAAACUGCAUAACGGUCGGUCUAACGCGCGCACCGCCAAUAAUAGGGGGCAGAAAAUUAUACAAAUUUAUAUAUCGCACACACACACACACACACACACACACAUACAAACCAACAGUUGAAGAGGUGCGAGCGCAUGUAGUUGCUUGCAUACAUACAUAUGUGAGUGUCACUGCGUGCGUGUGCAUUUCUGUGACAACUAUUCGGGAGCAUUUAUCGCAGUUUUUGCUGUUGCUGCUGCAACCUAGUUUCGAUUACUUGGGCUUUUGGACGUACGUACGAAGCAAAUGUGGCGAAACAAAAAAUAGGAGGACCUCUUAUCAUCAAAUACGUCGUGCUUUGCGAAACACAGCAAAUAUCUUGAGUUUCAUUUUUGCCAAAAACAAAUAGGCAACAACAGAAAGUUUUGCCGUUGUGUCGGAGGCUCAUCACUGCAUUGCAGUAUUGCGAGAAACAACAUUUCCACAAGUCGUCGAUAGAAACCAACAACCAUUACCACGUCACACAUAGCCACCUUCGCUGCAAGUGCGGCGCUUGGCGACGACGACGAAGACGACAGUCAGUCGCAUAAUUCAAGGAACGCUAUUUGCACCAGCAACCAGGUGACCCAGCAACCAGCCAUUACGAUCAUCACCGCCGCCACCAAGAUGAGUACACGCAAAGACGAUCCAGUAUUCAAUGUUAAAUUCGUGCAACUGGUAGAAUCGAAACCCUGCCUGUGGAACUCAACAUUGCCCGAGUACAGUAAAAAAGACGAAAUCCAAAAAGCUUGGCAAGAGGUUGCUAAUGAUACAAAAGAUACGGUACGGAACUGCCGUGAAAGAUGGCGCACAAUACGCAGCAGCUUCCUGCGUUCAUUAAAGCUUUCGCGCACCACCACUGGACGGGGCAAACGCAAAUACUAUCUCUCGAAGUACUUGCAGUUUCUAAUACCUUACACGAAGACCCGCAUCAAGAACAGCGCCAGCAUCAUAGCCCAACGCAAGGUAGCUGCAUCCGGUAACAUUCCGCCCAUGACUCGGGUAAGCAACAUGCCCACAGUCAGCAGUGACAAUACCAAAGAUUCCACCAAUUCAGCAGAUGUUGCGGCCAUAGCUGAAUCCGAUGUGGUAGUUUCGAGCCAUGAAGGAGGCGUCAUUGGCAACAGCAUAGCACAGUCCACAUGGCCAAAGCCUUUGAAUUUACAAAACAUCAAACAAGAACAGGAUGUCCUGGGAAGUGGCGACACGCAAACAUCAAUAUCGGUUGCAGCAGGUCCAACAACAUCAUUUAAUACGUCAGUCAGCUUCGCGGCGAACGAAAACAGGUCAUGUCUAAAUAGUUCGGGGACAACUACAAUGACAACGCCAGUCAAUAACUUGAGUAGUGCUAGUGGCAUUAAAGGCAACUCCUUCACAUCGAUUAGCAGGGCAUCCAACAACCCAAGCAACCCAACUGCGGUUAGCAAUUCAUUUCAACAACUGGCGGCGGAUAGUCGAAAUUCAAGCGGUUCAGUGGAUUUGUCCGAUCUCGCUGAAUGGCUUAAGUAUCGAAAUGAUCAUCAACGUUCAAUCCAGAUGACAACAGCCAUGCCACCAGAUGCGGAUCAAUUCUUUCUCAAUAGUCUACUGCCGUAUCUGAAGGAGAUGUCCGGCAAGCAAAACAGACGUUUUCGUCAGAAGGUGGUAGCCCUAAUCGAUAACAUUCUGGACAAUGCCGAUGAAGCCGGCACCAUAGUUUUGGAAUAAUGUAGAGGUGUGGUUCGGCUUUAAUGUGUUCCAGUGUACAUAAUAUAUUUUAAAAUAUUUUCAAAUCGUUGAAUCAGUUAUGCAUAGAAUUGUUUUGUUUGUUUGUAAUUAUGUAGCUCACUCACACCAAAAAACAAAAAGAACAAAUAUAUAUUACAUGUAAAUGCAAACUUUAUUACAGCAA